Molecule: messenger RNA, 1342 nt
Organism: Physeter macrocephalus (sperm whale)
Lineage: Eukaryota; Metazoa; Chordata; Mammalia; Artiodactyla; Physeteridae
Gene: TMEM196
Product: transmembrane protein 196
Exons: 6
Coding region: 338-838 (166 amino acids)
Source: RefSeq, a predicted model, not a curated record
GGAACAUCACAAUAAAGAUUGUGGGAAAUUAGUUUGCUGAAUUUUAGUGACACUCAGGAUAUGCAGGUCAUCGGAAUGGCAACACAUCUCUGGCAUGAACAAUAUGUAAAUAUCCUGUUUGUCCAGGUGCUGAACAUCUUUGGAGUAAAACGUGAUACUUGACACAUGGUGCAAGGUCUCUGUUACUGCGUAGAGGACUGUGUGGUCAAACUCAACUAAAGCCAGGCUGAUUCUGCUGUCACAUGUGUUUGCAUUCUUGUCAGUGUGCCUGAGGACAGAAGAUACGUCCCCACGUUUGCAAGAACUUGUAUGAUGUUUUGUAUCUUCCUGUUCAUAAAUGUGCAAAUUAGUCCUUCCAGGACCACCUGAUAACCAGAUGCCAUGCAGUAUACACUCAACUCUAAUCUCCAAAGGCCACCGAAUGUUGAAUAGCCAGCUGGUUCAGUUUCUUCUUUGUGGCAUAUGUGGAAUAUUGUGCGCCAAAAAAAAAUCUGGACUUGUCAUGAUCCUCUUUUCUGCCUGCUGCAUCUGUGGACUCAUUGGGGGCAUCUUGAAUUUUCAGUUCCUUCGGGCAGUGACAAAGAAGACCUCUUCGCUCUAUCCCCUGCAUCUCGCGUCCAUGUCUCUUGCGUGCAUUGGGAUCGGGGGCUGCACCCUCUCUUCAUGGCUCACUUGUCGACUAGCCAGCUAUGAACAGAGGCGGAUGUUCUCAGAGAGGGAGCAUUCUCUGCAUCACUCUCAUGAAAUGGCUGAGAAAAGAUUGAGGGCUAUUGAAAUAACCGACUUGCCCAGCUGCCCGGUGGUGCCCCCGACACCAGAGUUACCUACAAGGAAAUGACAGACAACAUGAGCAAUGGAGGACCACAGCUGAUAUUUAAUGGAAGAGUAUAAUCAAUACUUUAAAGAACUGAACAUUUUUUAAGAUUUUCAUGAGGCAAAGAAAUACCAAAGGACUAGGAGAUAAGUUAAAACAGUUCUUGCAUUUGCUGUUAUCUCCCCUGAGUACUUACUAAAAUUAUUCUUCCUCAGUUUUGCCUCACUUUACUUCUUCAGCAUUUUUUUACUGGUGAAAAACUUUCCAGAAAUGUUCUAGUACAGUAAUUUCAACCAACUUUCCAGAUUGUUCUAAAAGAGACUUUUCAGGAAAAAAAAAGGAAUAGAUAAAAUAGAAAGAUUCAUAUUCUACACAAACACUAUUUGACUAGCAUGAGUGUUAGAUUUGUAAUGACAUAUUUCACAUAAGUAAUUAAAAAGUGCAAAUAUAAAGAAAUAACAAUAAUUUAUUGAUGUCUUUGUUCUGAAAGACAAUGGCUUCAAAGAAUGCCACAAUUUAAAACCUCAG